UGCGAGUUAUAGUUGACUGUCCUACUUUCACUUUCACACAGUCGGGAGUUCCUUCUUCAGGGCUUCUUCCUGGGAAACGAAACAAGACGCCGACAUUUUUUCCUUCGACCCGCGUUAGAUGAAGAUGUUCAAAUAUAAUCGGCAUCGAUAUUAAAACUUGUAGCCGGGGACAUCUAAAAGAUUUAGAGCUUUAAAAACAACCAGGUAGCGUUACUUCAGCAGCUAACGCUAGCAUUGCUAGCUCCAGCGGCUAGCAAUGGACGGCGGCGGCGGCGGAAGCGUGAAAAGUACCGAGGAAAAGGGGGCAGAGAAACUAAUGGACGACUACCUGAAGUCGCUCGGUCUGCAUCGGAAGAAGAUCGCCAAAGACGGCUCGUGCUUGUUCAGAGCUGUCGCGGAGCAGGUGCUGCAUUGCCAAAGUCUUCAUACUAAAGUUAGAGCGAAGUGUGUGGAGUUCCUGAAGGAGAACCGAGAGAGUUAUGAGGCUUUUAUUGAAGGAGACUUUGAGGAUUAUCUCUUCAAGCUUCAAGACCCUCAGCAGUGGGUGGGAGAGGUGGAGAUCAACGCGCUGGCCGUCAUGUACAAGAGAGACUUUCUGAUCUUCCAGGAAGCCGGAAAACCGGCCGUCAACAUCACAGACAACAACUUCAAAGACAAGGUGCGGUUGUGUUUCCUGAACGGGAAUCACUACGACAGCGUUUAUCUCGUCAGCCACAUUAAAGGAGCCGCUCUCUGUCAGUCCAUCUUGUACGAGCUUCUGUACGACAAUGUGUUCCAAGUGGACCGGUCCUCUCUGGGUUCGUGUCAGCGGAUGAGCCGACCGGCCGACCUGCUGAGUGACGACAGCAUGAACGUCUGCCUCAGCAGCGACGACUCGGACCUGGACGCUGGAGAGCCGCUCUGGGUUGAAAAUGGAACGAGCACGACGACUACAAGAUACAACCAGAGGGGUCGUGGGCGUGGCCGUCUCCUGCCUGAGAGGGUGAGGCGUUCACUGAACCCGACUCUGUUCAGAAACGUUGAGUACGACGUCUGGCACAAGUCCAAGAGAGCACAACAGAAGAUGGAUUAUUGCAUCGCUGCUGGGAUGCAGUUCACUGUAGGAGACCGCUGUCAGGUUCGUCUCGAGGGGCGGAGCUACAGUGCCACCAUCAAGGAGGUUUCUCCCAACAACGGGCCAGUGAGCGUUUAUUUAGAAGAACUGGCAACCAGGAAGUAAGUCACACUAACAACACAUGUACUAUACUGUAGUAUUCAGACCCUUUACUGCAGUACAAGUACUAAUACCACACUGGAAAAACUCUGUUA
Molecule: messenger RNA, 1308 nt
Organism: Anarrhichthys ocellatus (wolf-eel)
Lineage: Eukaryota; Metazoa; Chordata; Actinopteri; Perciformes; Anarhichadidae
Gene: otud4
Product: OTU deubiquitinase 4
Exons: 11
Coding region: 257-1219 (320 amino acids)
Biological process (GO): regulation of protein K48-linked deubiquitination; negative regulation of interleukin-1-mediated signaling pathway; negative regulation of toll-like receptor signaling pathway
Molecular function (GO): cysteine-type deubiquitinase activity; K63-linked deubiquitinase activity
Source: RefSeq, a predicted model, not a curated record